Molecule: messenger RNA, 1132 nt
Organism: Spodoptera litura
Lineage: Eukaryota; Metazoa; Arthropoda; Insecta; Lepidoptera; Noctuidae
Source: RefSeq, a predicted model, not a curated record
GUGUAACUAUCAAAUAAUAUAUUUGAUUUGAAGUGAACAAUAAAACCUAAAUAGUUUAAUAAAUAUGUGUCUAUAAACUCAGAACUCGAGAACGCCUGCACAUAAUUCGAAAAACUUAUUGUGGUUAUCCGCGAUAGACAAAAUAAAAAUAAACAGUGUUCGUCUGGGAAUGAUAUCUGUUUGGAACUUAUAAUCUGAUACAUUUAAUUUUUUUUCAAUAUUUAGAAUGAAAUUAAUUGAUACGGUUUUGGCUUUUUUUGGAUUCACGGCAACUAGUAGUGGUAUUCCGAACAAUUCUGCUAUCAAAAGCAGUUUUAUAGUUGGCUACAACAAGCCGUAUAAUUUUACGUACAACGCGCAAAAUGAGCUAAAUAUGACGAUUAACUUCAUUAAUUAUCCACCAAACGUCACUGAGCUGAGUUACGAAUUCCAAUCAGGUUUUGUACCGGACAAGAAUACAAUUGAUUUAAAAAAACCGUCAAUACAUAUCCAAACUCGUUUAAUGCAGCUCACAGCAUCAGUGUCCGUCGACUUGAGGACUUUAAGCGGAAGUUGCAGUUUUAUGGUUGCAAAAGGAAAGGAUAUUUCUACCAUAUUAAAUAGACCAUGGACCAGGUCGUCAUCAAAACCCUGCACUUGUUGCAGUCCGAACUGGUGUAUACUCACGGUGGAUUUCUCCAAAGGAUUUACAAACACAUGCCGCAAAUCACAUGCCUCUACGACAACGCGCACUGUCAUAAAUUUUACAAAAUAUACCCCGGUUACCACUCCAGCACCGAUUACUGAAGAUCCAAGUAAGAAUUUUUAUGAGACUCCUGAAGCCGUGGUUUCCAUAGAACACAUUUUCCUGUACUAUGUUCUGCCAGCCUCAAUAUGUGUAGUGUUGGUCAGCGUGGUUGCAUGUCUGUGGUUGCGUAUAAAGAAACACAGGCGGACGUGCUCUGCAGAUCUGAUUACCACUAAUACUACAGGGAACGAAGUAUUAUAUGCUGACCUAGAAUUAAAAGGAACGAAUAAUUUCCAGCGAAGAUGUAACGAGGAAUCUCCAUACGCUCAAAUACAAGUAUCACAAUAGGGAUGAUGACAGGGUAUGAACAUUAAAAAUCUAAUUAGUCCGUCAGUUAGGUAAUGA